AUGAAUCUGGCAAAUUACUCUUACUUCUCUGGCAUGUGCAACAUGACCGCAGAGACGCAGCACUCGCCCGCCGAGGCCAGUCCUGUCGUCCUGUCUCCAAACGUCAGCCUGGACUCUCCGUUGGCUCCUGCACCCCCCCUGAUGCUGCAGGCCCGGUCCAGCAAGGACAACGUUCUGAUCAAGUCCGAGCCCAGAGGAACCAGCCCCGGCGCGGAGGACGGAGCCGCCCUGGGCCAGACCGAGGAGCACCUGCCCACCGGGAGCCGCCGGAGGAAGAGGCCCGUCCAGAGGGGGAAGCCCCCCUACAGCUACAUCGCCCUCAUCGCCAUGUCCAUCGCCAACUCCCCCGAGAGGAAGCUCACUCUGGGGGGCAUCUACAAGUUCAUCAUGGAGCGGUUCCCCUUCUACAGGGAGAACUCCAAGAAGUGGCAGAACUCCAUCCGCCACAACCUCACCCUCAACGACUGCUUCGUCAAGAUCCCCCGGGAGCCCGGCCGACCAGGGAAGGGCAACUACUGGACCUUGGACCCGGCCGCCGAGGACAUGUUUGACAACGGGAGCUUCCUGAGGAGGAGGAAGAGGUUCAAGCGCACAGAUGUGAGCACCUACCCCGGGUACAUGCAGAGCUCCAGCGCCUUCACCCCCACCCCAAUGGGCAGACCCUCGUACCCCAACACCCUGUACGCCGGGAUCGGGUCCGGUUAUGGCUCCCAGCUGACGGCCACAUCCCCGCAUCACCCCGCCAUGCUGCAUCACUACCAGAGCUCCGCAGGGGUCGGCCAGGGACAGCCGCGCAUGUUCAGCAUCGACAACAUCAUCAGCCAGCAGACGGUGGUCCAGAGCGGCCCGGGGGGGGACCUCAGCUCCCAGGGCCUGGGGCUGGGUGGAGGUGACCUGGGCAACAUGACCUCCAGCUGCUCGGUCACCGGCACCGACCCGUCCGCCUGCUUCCAGAGCCAGGCGAUGAACCCCUCGGGGAACAUGCUGGGCAGGAACAGCGGGAACAUCGGGAACAUCGGCUCCAAUCUGGUCGCCGGGUACCCCUACUCAUCCUCGGCCUCUCCUCCGAACCUGCCCGCCAUGACCCAGUCCGGGUUCUCCCCGGGGAGCUCCCAGGUUUACUGCUCCGGCAACCGGCUCUCCCUGCCGGCCCUGCGCCCGGGCUCCUGCGCCGAGCACACGGAGCAGCUGCUGGGCCUCUCCAACCCCAUGAACUCCUACAACAACACCUACAUGAGACAAGCCAACUUCGCUUCAGGGUUAGACCGGUACAUGUGA
Molecule: messenger RNA, 1278 nt
Organism: Limanda limanda (common dab)
Lineage: Eukaryota; Metazoa; Chordata; Actinopteri; Pleuronectiformes; Pleuronectidae
Gene: foxe3
Product: forkhead box E3
Exons: 1
Coding region: 1-1278 (425 amino acids)
Biological process (GO): cell differentiation; regulation of transcription by RNA polymerase II; anatomical structure morphogenesis
Molecular function (GO): RNA polymerase II cis-regulatory region sequence-specific DNA binding; DNA-binding transcription factor activity, RNA polymerase II-specific
Source: RefSeq, a predicted model, not a curated record